CUGGUCUAUGGACUUUGAACAGAUCUAGAGCAUACAACGCAAUAAUAAUGGAGUACAGAAGCAAGGUAUCAUAUAAAUACUGCAUUUCUGUUCGUAAAGCUGCAUAGUGUGACGAUUUACAGAAUUAGAACGUUGAUAUCAUGAACAUGGCCGAACAGCAAGAUGAACGGGUUGAAGAUCCUGCCGUGACUAACUUUAGACGAUAUCUUCGUAUUAAGACAGUUGAACCUGAGCCAGACUAUGAUGGAGCAAUAAUAUUUUUGAAAGAGAUGGCUGGAGAAAUGGGAUUACCAGUGCAAUGUGUUGAGGUGCAUCCUGGGAAGAUUAUUGUCAUCAUAACAUGGGAAGGAACAGACCCCACCCUCAAGAGUAUAGUAUUGAAUUCACAUAUAGAUGUUGUUCCAGCAUUUGCAGACCAUUGGAAAUGUGAUCCAUUCGAAGCCAAGAAAAUGGAAAAUGGUGAUAUUUAUGCAAGAGGCACCCAAGACAUGAAGAGUGUUGGAAUUCAAUACUUAGAGGCAAUCCGAAGACUAAUCAAGAAAGGAGAAAGAUUACUUCGUACAAUUCACAUGCUCUUUGUACCAGAUGAAGAACUUGGAGGAUUUAAAGGCAUGAAGUUAUUUGUUCACACUCCUGAAUUUAAGAAACUCAACAUGGGUUUUGGACUAGAUGAAGGUCUUUGUAACCCAACAGAGAAAUUUACCUUAUUCUAUGGAGAAAGAGCAACAUGGUGGAUUGAUGUAAUUUGCACAGGAGAUCCAGGUCAUGCCUCUAAGUUUGUAGAAGAUACAGCUGCAGAAAAAGCAAGAAAAGUCAUGAAUGCAUUCCUUGGCUACAGAGAUGAAGAAAUAAAAAGGUUGAGUACUGAAAAACUGGGAGAUAUUCAGACAGUCAACUUGGUGCGGAUGUCAGGAGGAGUAGCCAACAACAUUGUACCUAUUGAACUGAGACUGCGUUUUGAUCUUCGACUGAGCCCAAAACAAACACCUGAGUUUCUUGAGAACAAGAUCAAGGAGAUGAUAGCAUCAGCAGGAGAGGGUGUGAGCUUUGAAUGGAUUAGGAAAGGGGUGUGCUACACAACUCCCCUUGAUGAUAAAAACGUAUGGUGGCAAACCUUCAAACAAGUUUGUGAUAACAGAAAGCUGGAAUUGGAUCCAAUGGUGUGCCAAGGAGCCACCGAUGCCUGUUACAUCCGUCCUUUAGGAAUUCCCGUUUUGGGUUUCUCACCCAUUCCCUAUACUCCAAUGCUAGCCCAUGAUGAUAAUGAAUACCUCAAUGAAGAUAUCUUUCUCAGGGGAAUCAGCAUCUAUGAAUCACUCAUUCAAGCCCUAGCCAAUGUUAAUUAUGAUCAGUGACUGACUGCCAAACAUAACUUCAGCAGUUAUGUCUAACAAUGUAUAAAAUUUGUAUAUCUGUUGCUUUCCAUAAUACACCAUCUUGUAAAAUUGUGUAAACUUGUAUUAUGAGGUAAACACAUAAGCAAUAGCAAAACAAAAUUUCCAUUUCACUAUGUCUCGCUGGUAGUAUCCUUAACUAUAUAAGAACUGAUAUUCCAUAAUUAUUUACAUUAAAACACAUCUCAUAAUUAAUUUUUCUCUCAAAAGUUGGAAUUACAAGAAAUAAUGCUGUGAAUGAUGAAAUUGUUUUUUAUACCCUGUAUUACAUUCGUAUACAAGUAAUUUGAUUUUGUCACUUUAUGUUGUGUUUUGCAAUUCAAAUGUUGAUUAAACAUUUUGAUUUAUUUCAAUUAUGCUGUGAAUGAUGAAAUUGAUUUCUUAUACCCCUUAUUACAUUCGUAUACAAGUAUUGAUUUUGUCACUUUAUGUCAUGUUUUGCAAUCCAAAUGUUGAAUGAACAUUUUAAGACCACAGAAUGCCAUUUCCAUUGACUGAUGGGAAGCAAACUGCACUUCUCUAGUGCAAUUUGGUCAUCAACAGUAUUCUCUUACUGCAUAUGGAAUAUGAAAAUAUCCAAGAAACAAUGUUUUCAUACACGUGCAGAAAUGAAAUAUACAUUUUAAUUCUUUUUAUCACCAAACAUCGUCAAAAUUUGUGUGAAAAUUUGCCAACAAUCAUUGCCAAGUGUAUGAAUAAAAUGUUUGGUCAUUCUUCAUACACACAAUUUAUACAAGUACGCCUGUGAUAUCUUUUGAAAUAAUAUGUGAAUAUAUGUGUCAUAGUGUACUGGAACAAAUUCAGAGCUGAAUUAAAUUUUAUAUGCAAAA
Molecule: messenger RNA, 2224 nt
Organism: Lytechinus variegatus (green sea urchin)
Lineage: Eukaryota; Metazoa; Echinodermata; Echinoidea; Temnopleuroida; Toxopneustidae
Product: aminoacylase-1-like
Exons: 15
Coding region: 141-1355 (404 amino acids)
Biological process (GO): amino acid metabolic process
Cellular component (GO): cytoplasm
Molecular function (GO): aminoacylase activity
Source: RefSeq, a predicted model, not a curated record